UUUUAUUUAUUAAUUAAUAGAACAUAAAAAGACCUUCCUAUCUUAUUUUUUUCCUGCCCCUGUAUAAUUGCACUGCAUGCAAAGCGAUCUACGUUUUACAUUUCAACCACUUAGCUGUACUUUCAUCCCGUGAGAUCGUGAUACUAUCAUGUUAUGCUGAUUAUAACCAUGAUGACAGAUCUUAUCUUCUUAUAUAGAGUAAUCAAUAAUAAAACCACAGCAAUCAAAACCCAAAAGCACAUUGGACCAAUGAUUUCUGACGACAAAUACUGAGAGAACCAAAAGCAGCAUAGAAACCGAUGCCUUCGCCUAGCUACAUGCUGAUCCAUCGCCAUGUGACAUCUGAAACCAAAACUAAACAGUCUCUCUCAAACUCUCUUCCAGCUUUUUUUUUCAUAUUAGUUUAAUCCUCAUUCAAUAAUUAGGCAAGAAUCGGAUUUCGGAAUUCAAAACCCCAUAACCUUAACUAACGCUGCAACGAUUUUUUGAUUAAAUCCCCCACUUGUUCAUUUUUGGUGCAAAAACGAAACGCCAACAAAUCUCUAGCUUCCUUCUCAUAUCAUAUCACGGUUUGUUACUCUCAUUUCUUCUUUUCUACUUCUUCACGAACCCGAAUCGGAAAGACCUCUCUCUACCACUCCUUCAACGUCAGGGUAGGUUAAUUGGUUUCUCUCUGUAAUCUUUUAAGAGAAAAUGUCAGAGCAGAAGAAACCCCCCAAAAGCAGAGUUUUCUAUCUUAGAAUGAAGCUCCUACACAAACAAGGGAACAAACCUCAACAAGACAAGAACAACAACUGGUUUCACACAUAUUACAAAUGGGUUCUCUGGCUUUCUUUCUCCCUCUAUUUCUUCACUUCCUAUCUCAUCACCAGCAACCCCAACAACACUAACACACCAACGUCUCAUGUUUCAAACUCCGAAUCCAACGUUGUCCCUCGUACCCUUGUCGAAUCCACUUCCAACACUCUAGGGGUGCUGAAGAAUAUGAAGGUGUUUGUGUACGAGCUUCCUCCAAAGUACAACACCGAUUGGCUUGCGAACGAGAGGUGUAGCAAUCAUUUAUUCGCUUCGGAAGUUGCUAUUCACAGGGCAUUGUUAACAAGCGAAGUUCGCACGUUUGACCCAUACGAAGCUGAUUUCUUCUUCGUCCCCGUUUACGUGUCUUGCAACUUCAGCGCCGUCAAUGGCUUCCCGGCGAUUGGCCACGCGCGCACUCUCAUAUCCUCCGCCGUCAACCUGGUCUCCACCGAAUACCCAUUCUGGAACCGCAGCAGAGGAUCCGACCACGUCUUCGUCGCUUCCCACGACUUCGGCGCAUGCUUUCACACCCUGGAGGACGUGGCCAUGGCUGAUGGAAUACCGAAAAUUUUGAAGAACUCGAUAGUGUUGCAGACAUUCGGCGUCAUUCACCCGCAUCCGUGUCAAGACGUUGAGAAUGUGGUGAUACCGCCUUACGUAUCGCCGGAAAGUGUACGGAGCACGCUGGAGAAGUUUCCGGUGAACGGACGGCGAGACAUUUGGGCGUUUUUCCGAGGGAAAAUGGAAGUACAUCCUAAAAAUGUCAGCGGACAGUUUUACAGCAAGCGAGUGAGGACGGAGAUAUGGCGGAAGUUCAACGGUGAUCGGAGGUUUUACCUGCAGAGGCGUAGGUUUGCCGGUUACCAGUUGGAAAUUGCACGUUCGGUGUUUUGUUUGUGUCCGUUAGGGUGGGCUCCGUGGAGUCCGAGGUUGGUGGAGUCGGUAGCGUUGGGGUGUGUGCCGGUUGUUAUCGCCGAUGGGAUACGGUUGCCGUUUUCCUCCGCGGUGAGGUGGUCGGAGAUAUCGUUGACGGUAGCUGAGAGGGACGUGGGGAAGCUGGGGAAGAUUCUUGAGCGCGUGGCGGCGACGAACCUUAGUGUCAUUCAGAAGAGCCUGUGGGACCCGGGGACAAGGCGGGCCCUGCUUUUCAACAACAACAAGAAGGUUGAGGAAGGGGACGCCACGUGGCAAGUUAUGGUUAGUUUGAGUGAGAAGCUGGGUAGGUCUUACCGAAGGUCUUUGGUUGGUGACCAAUUGAAGAGUGACACGUAAUGCAUUACAAUAGGGUUUGAAGUAUGAAGUUGGAUAAAGGAAUUUUUCGUUCCAGUGUUUUCAUCAGAUGACAAGAAUUGCUUCGUUGAGUUUUCAUUUUAAUCAUUCUUUUCUUAAAUUAUUUUUUAUGUAAAUAAAUUGGAGAUUGUACUUACAGAUGACUAUUAUUAUUACAUAUUAAAUUAAUGAACAAAGGUUAUGAAUUUGGACAGCGAAACGAUUGAUUAGUUUGUAUGGAGUGGGGGUGUGUCAGAACUUUACAGUGUUUUUAAUGUUAAAUUUGGGAAGUAGGGAAGGUGUCAGCGGUCACGAAUAUGGUAUGUUAUGGCCCAUGGUUAUGCUGUCACUUUAAUAUUUCUUUUUAUCAAUAGAUAAAUAUUGUAUACAAAAACAUUUAUUCAUCUGAUAUUACUCUUCCUCUUU
Messenger RNA from Glycine soja, 2493 nucleotides. RefSeq names its product probable glucuronoxylan glucuronosyltransferase IRX7. Gene Ontology annotation, molecular function: glycosyltransferase activity. The transcript has 4 exons. Bases 694 to 2070 code for a protein of 458 amino acids. The record is from RefSeq and is a predicted model, not a curated record. Lineage: Eukaryota; Viridiplantae; Streptophyta; Magnoliopsida; Fabales; Fabaceae.